Molecule: messenger RNA, 942 nt
Organism: Desarmillaria tabescens
Lineage: Eukaryota; Fungi; Basidiomycota; Agaricomycetes; Agaricales; Physalacriaceae
Exons: 3
Coding region: 470-877 (135 amino acids)
Source: RefSeq, a predicted model, not a curated record
CACAACCUCUCCAGCGAACCACCACUUUCUUUCUUCCUGAUACUCAGCCGUCAGACUGUUCAUUUAAAAAUCAAGCACGUCUAUGUCAAUAGGAGCCCCAAUCCCUUAGGUCGAAGUGUGCUUGACGAGCUCAAGAGAUACGUCUUCCAGAUUACUGGAGAAAGCAACAAGCAGGAUUUCUCGAUGAAGUGCUUGUGCUCCUCCCCUACUGUAUCUGUCUCUUGGUUUCUGAAGGCAACUCAUGCUGUCAUACUCGCUGGACGGGUGAGAGGAAGCAAAAGUCUAUCCGUGGAUGCAUAGAUCGUCGUGUUGAGUUUGGUUAUCUUGAAGCAGAAGAGGCUGAUGCGUACACUUUUCCUUUCAUUGUCUACUUCAACUGACGCGAAUUCAGAAAUCCCUGGCCUCACUGAUACCAUUCUUCCCCAAGUACCUCAGUCCCAAGCCAGCAACAAACAUGUUCAAUUAGUCCAUGGUGGAUGAUGUUCUCAAGUACGUUAUUCGUCGGACGAUGGGAGGUGAAGCUAAGACUGGGAGGAGAAAGAACGUGAAGCCUUAUACGAAAACUCUCAGGAUCCGGCGUCUUGUUACUCUCAUCCGUCUCUGGCGCCACCAUCACCUCCACUCUAUCAAGCGCAGAAAAUUGGAGCACCAGAAGGAGCAGAAGUCCAGGUAUGCCGCAUCUCCGAAAAGAAGUCCCAGGUCGCUGCCAUUAAAGCACCACACCAUAUGGCGACCACUACUUAAACUUCGGCGACUACUUUUUCAAUACCAUCAGAGCUUUGGCGCUGCGAUCCUGGGUGUAACCGUGUAUCUAUGUUAUGCUAUUAUCUGUACGCCCCAUAUGGUGAAUGACUGCAAUCGUUGUCGUCGCGUCUGAGUUCAGUUUGAUAUUCACUGAAAAUAAGCACAUCUCUUGAUUCGUUUUUUGUUCAGAGAAUAGGA